CGCCCCACACCCGGUGCCGCUGUUUGCUCCGGCGCUGCCUGUAAGCAUGUGAGGUCAGCUCAGGCUCUCUCUCGCUCGCUAGCCCAGAGAUAUAUACGCGCCGCGCCCCUGCUCCGCUCCGCUCACCCUCCACCUCGACACCUCUCUCUCUCUCUCCCUCGCGAGCAGAGAGUCAGACACAGCCCAACCGAGCAAGGAGAGCAAGGAGAGCAGAGCGGCGGCGGGCAUGGAGGGCGGCAAGGCGGCGGCCUACGCCCACCACCACGACACCGCCAGGCUGCUCAAGGCCUUCAGCCGCACCGUCGAGCCGCGCAACUUCGGCAUCGGCCUCGUCGCCGGAUUCCUCCUCGUCACCUGCGCAUACUUCUCCACCGCCAAGUUCGACGCCAUCCACAUCGCGCCCCUCGUCAGCCCCCUGGAGACCCGGAUUGGCUCGCCGGUGAGCGCCGCCGCCGCCGGCUCCAAGACCCAAUUAGAUUUGGGCGUGCUGGGGCAGGACGCGGCAUUAUCCGGGGAGGGGAGCAAGGCCGAGGUGCUGGACACGGACGGCGACGACCACACGACCACCUCCCCCUCCUCCUCUUCACCGCAAGAUUUGGUCCACGAUGCGUCGCUGGCGGACACGAAGAAAGAUGACACCUUUGCGAGGGACGGCGAUGCUGCGGCCGUGGAGGCCGCCAAGGACGAUGACGCCGCCGGCGCUCUUCUCCCUCCCCUGUCGGCAAACGGCACGCAAGAGGAACAAGGUGUUCUUGAGGACCAGGAGCUGCUAGUGCAGGAUGCCAUUGCCGCUGCUAAUUCACCAAACAAGAGCUCCAGCAAUGGCGGCUCACAGUCCGUGGUUCAAUCCGACCCGGCGACGAUUCCUGCUCCAGUCCAGCAGACUCCUCCUACCGUUCCAGUUCCAGAGGCUCCCAAGCAGAUUCCCCUCACUCCAGAGGCUGUCAAGCAGCAGCCAGGUUCGGAGGAGGCGGCGACGGCGCCCCGGCGGGAGGGGAAGCCGCUGUGCGACCUGACGUCGAACCGGCGCAUCGACUGGUGCGAGCUGGACGGCGACGUGCGCGUCCACGGCGCCAAGGCCACCGUCACCCUGGUCGGCGCGCCGCAGGCCGAGGAGUGGCGCAUCAGGCCGUACCCGCGCAAGGUCGACCCCAACGCCAUGCGCCACGUCACCAACAUCACCGUGCGCUCCACCACGACUCUCCCCGGCGCCGGCGAGGACGACGAGUGCGCGAUCAGGCACUCGGUGCCGGCGCUGCUCUUCUCGGACCGCGGGUACACGGGCAACUACUUCCACGCCUACACCGACGUCAUCCUGCCGCUCUUCCUCACGGCCAAGCAGUACGGCGGGGAGGUGCAGUUCCUCGUCUCCGACCUGCAGAUGUGGUGGGUCGGCAAGUUCCUCCCCGUCUUCAAGAGCCUCUCCAACUACGACCUCGUCGACCUCGCCGCCGACAACCGCACCCGCUGCUUCCGCCACGUCCAGGUGGGGCUCACCUGCCACGCCGACUUCAGCAUCGACCCGCUCCGCGCCCCCAACGGCUACUCCAUGGUCGACUUCACCAAGCACAUGCGCGGCGUCUACGGCCUCCCCCGCGGCCUCGCCGUGCCGGCCACCGGCGCCAGGCCACGGCUUCUGCUCAUCGCGCGCGCUAGCACGCGGCGGUUCGUGAACGCCGACGACAUCGUGCGCGCGGCGCAGAAGGUCGGGUUCGAGGUGGUGGUGUCGGAGGGCACGCACGAGGUGGCGCCCUUCGCGGAGCUGGCCAACACGUGCGACGCCAUGCUGGGCGUGCACGGCGCCGGGCUGACCAACAUGGUGUUCCUGCCCACGGGCGGGGUGGUGAUCCAGGUGGUGCCGCUGGGCGGGCUGGAGUUCGUCGCCGGCUACUUCCGGACGCCGUCCAGGGACAUGGGCCUGAAAUACCUCGAGUACCGGAUCGCGCCGGCGGAGAGCACGCUGACGGAGCAGUACCCGCCGGACCACGCCAUCUUCACGGACCCCGACGGCGUGAAGAGCAAGGGGUGGGAGUCGCUGAAGCAGGUGUACCUGGACAAGCAGGACGUCCGGCUGGACCUCAAGAGGUUCCGGCCGCUGCUCAAGAAGGCCAUCGCGCACAUCAGAGCAAACAAGCUCCAGUGAAUCCUUCAUUUGAUCUUCUUCUUUGACUUUUUUUUUUUUGUUUCUUUUCUAAUUCUAGUUAUGAUGGUAUACCAGUAGAAUGUAUGUAUCCAUAUCUAUAUAUGCCAGUGUAUGUAGCAGUCUAGCGGAUGAGAUGAGAAGAGAUCGGACGACAAAAAAAAUUGUAUGAUAUGGCAGGCAUGGCGAUCAAGUGUAGAUGAGAUGGUCAAGAGUAGCAGAAAACUGUACUACCCAAAGAUGUUAGCUGAUGGAUGGUUUUUUCAGAGGCAUUCAGUAGCAAUUUCAUCAUUCUUUGUUUC
Triticum dicoccoides is the source of this 2442-nucleotide messenger RNA. RefSeq names its product beta-1,2-xylosyltransferase XYXT1-like. The record is from RefSeq and is a predicted model, not a curated record. Bases 227 to 2143 code for a protein of 638 amino acids. The transcript is spliced from 6 exons. Gene Ontology annotation, molecular function: glycosyltransferase activity. Lineage: Eukaryota; Viridiplantae; Streptophyta; Magnoliopsida; Poales; Poaceae.